Botrytis cinerea B05.10 is the source of this 3025-nucleotide messenger RNA. RefSeq lists its product as hypothetical. Gene Ontology annotation, molecular function: DNA binding; zinc ion binding; DNA-binding transcription factor activity, RNA polymerase II-specific. Gene Ontology annotation, biological process: DNA-templated transcription; regulation of DNA-templated transcription. The record is from RefSeq and is a predicted model, not a curated record. Lineage: Eukaryota; Fungi; Ascomycota; Leotiomycetes; Helotiales; Sclerotiniaceae. The transcript is spliced from 3 exons. Bases 663 to 2711 code for a protein of 682 amino acids.
GUCAUCGGUCGUACAAAAACUUUCUUCAAACCCCUUCCGACUGGACAAUUGAGCCUCAGGGACGACGAUUUAAUAGACUACUCAGAACAUUGAAAAAAACUGUCAGGCCUGGCGUAAGAUUAUGUGGCUUUGGAAUCCGAAUUUUGCCUCAAUGGAUAUCUAACUUCAAGGUACUAUUUCCCUGCCAGCUUCGAAGUGGAACAUUAAGAGUCCUAUGAUCCUUUCGUGUGUCUUGAUAGAAAGAUAGAUGCUGUACGAAGGGCUAAACGUAUUUGGAAACUCCGCUCACGAUUAAGGUGGAUCUUUAACCUAUCCACGUUUUUAUUGCUUGUUUCCGAAGAUCUCCCCUGAGUCUCCAUCCGAGGUGCUGGUAGUCGUACAUACUGGAGGUCUGCUGCAUACUUGUUGUGCAAGAUCACACGGUCUUCUGAAAGACUCCAAGAACCUUCAUUCCAAGGCUGGCUGCUGGAAGAGCUUGGUCUACCUUGUGUUGCAUUUGACCUGGGUCAUUGGACUUUCUCGUCUAUAAAACACAAUAGGAUAAGGUCACCAUAGAUGCUCCUAUUUGCAAUUACUUGGUUUAACGAUCCCGGAAGAAGUUAAAUCCGCCAAACCAACCAUCUCCGACAGAAGUUGCAUUCGCCACACCACACUCCGACACAAUGUUUAAAUUUGUAUCUUCCGAUGGGACUGGGUCCAUUAAGAGGCAACAGGCACAAAAGGCAUGUGACUCCUGUAGAAAGCGGAAGAAGCGAUGCAACCAUGGUAGCAAUGCAACUUCAACGAAUUCUCCGCCUGCAAGAGCACCUGGCCAAGUCAACUCCGAUGACCGGGUUUCUCAAGCGGCUAAGUCAUACACUGCAAGUUCCCUCUCUUGUGCCACAGAUGCCGAAUAUCAAAGCACAACAUCUCGUGAGGAGACUGGCCAUAUCUCUCCUGCUGCAUCAACUUUAGCAAGUAGUGACCAAGACCUCGAAGCUGCUAGGAUAUUGAGCGGCGGUACUCGUAUUCAAGCGAACACGUCUCAUUCCCAAGAACCUACUGGUGUUCAGUCUCGAUUCAUUGGAGAUUUGAAUCCAGAAUCGAUCUUUCUGGCUGCUACCAGUCCAGAUGCCAUUCGUGGCGUAUUACCGGACAGCGUUGGGGUAUACCUCUCUUCAACACUCGGGAAAAAGCCUCACCAUUUUUCGAAUUUACAACAGACGAGCUCAAACCUAUUCUAUGGAUGUCCGCCUUUGGUCCGUGAUGUUCUUGUGCCUCUCAUAGAACAAGACUGUUUGUCGACGAUGCCACCAAUACCCCAUCUCGAAGUGUUAUCUCGGAUAUACUUUGAGAAGAUUAAUACCAUCUUUCCCAUCAUCAAUGAGACCAUGUUCCGCAAUCUAGCUCCUUCAGUUCCUUGUCGAGCUUUACUGGAACAAGCAAUUUGCCUGGCAGCAUCCAAGAAUUUCGCUGCUGCGGAUCAUCUCAUACUGGAUGAAGCAGGCCCACCGAUGACCUGUAAAGCGUUCGGUGAAAAGGUAUCCGGUGCAAUGAGGUUGACGAUUGAACUAGGCAUUGUGACCGACAAAAUUGUCCUGAUCCAAGCCCUGUGUCUCCUCUCUCUAUUCAUCGAUAAUUCUAGCAGUGAAGAUCUUGCAUCUCAAUUCUCUGGAAAGGCUACACAUUACCUUGAAGGUAUGGGAUUACAUCUCGAAGGUCAGGUGGAGGAUGCAAGCGCAAAGCUUCUAUGUUGUGUAUAUGCACUAGAUCGCAUGAAUGCUGCAUUUCAUGGUCGUCCUGUCUUGAUGCAUGAACGAGACAUGAGAAGAGAUCUCCAUCAGUGCUUUAAUCAGCAAGAACCUGCCUUCCGUCUAUUUCUACAGGUAAUAUCAUUACUUGACAAUGUCAUCGAGAUAUAUCGGCCUCCGAACCAAUCAGAACAAGGUGGUAUGGAUGUUCAGUUCCCUGCUUUUGAAGAGUUGGUUUUGGAAUGCGCGGCUGCACAUAUUGGUACUUCCUCUCUUGCAACAAUUGAAAUUUUCUAUCACAGCAUCUCUAUCAUUUCUCUUCGAUCCCAUAUUUGGGCUGAACCCAAGCGUUCCACACCUUCUUACCUUCGACAAGCCCUCUCGACCAGUAUUCUAUCAUCCACCACUACACACGAGCUACAGGACCAACUUGUUCUAUUUCCUUUCGUGCCAUACGCUAUAUCACUUUCUCUGAGCAUUGCUUAUCGAGAAAUGCGUCACAACAAACUACCUGUUCAUCGAAUGCGCGCUCGGGGUCAAUUCCAAGCUAGUUGUAGGCUUUUGGAAGGCCUUGAAAGUCAGUACUGUACUGCUGCUAACGCUGCAAAUAUGGGAAAGAAAAUGCUCAGGGAAAUUGACAGAGUAUUUUCUACUGUCUCUUCGGAAAAUAGGCCUACGGUACCACACCACGAUGUCAGCAACAUUUCUGAGAACAGCUCAAUGGUCACUGAUAACAGUACACCAAUGACAAAUACUGAGAAUCAAUCAGUAGCUCCCAACUCCAACACUCACAUCAUUCCGUCUAUCGCUCCAAUAUAUACUGGGAUGCAAGAUUUCGACCCGUCACUCUUCGACCUUAAUGCUACGGGUGACAUUGAUCUCUUCUCUAUGUUUGACCCUUCCUUUGAUCUUGUCGGCUUCGACGCUUGUCUGGAAGGCAAUCUAAACCUGGGAUUUCCCACCCCAGCACCUCAUCCCUGACCAAAAGUUAACAACUAACGUGAUGGCUGAUGAAGAUAUGGAGGCUCACACCUGCUGAGAUGAGAUCUAACAGGUCAGACUUUCAUCACGCGAUAACGAUCUCGCAUUUCUAAAUCUAAGUACGACGUUCCGGUCGUUAAAAAUGCUGCCCUUGUUUCCAAAAAUGAGAUUAUCGCAGAAUUGAAUUCUUGAAAAGGCUUAAAAUUUGUACCUAAUGUUAUGCCGCUUAUUAGUGUGGAGUGUGGAUCACAUUGAUUGGGCAGCGAAGUCACUGGACAUAAUGAUAAUAUAAGACCGAUUCUAUCUUGUUUGCA